AUGGAUGGUGCCUUUGAUGACGAGGUUGAGCAAACUGUUACUAUUGAUGAAUAUCUCAACAACAUUGAAGCUGAGGAAUUGAAUGCGGAUUUGGUUUUGGGUGGAGACGAGGGAAAGGAGUGCACUUAUAACAUGGGAUACAUGAAGAGACAGGCUAUUUUCUCAUGUCUGACUUGCACUCCGGAUGGAAAUGCUGGAGUUUGCACUGCUUGUAGUUUGUCUUGCCAUGAUGGCCAUGAGAUUGUGGAGUUAUGGACCAAGAGAAAUUUUCGGUGUGAUUGUGGGAAUUCAAAAUUCGGGGAGUUCUUCUGCAAGCUUUUCCCGAAGAAAGAUGUGGAAAAUGCUGAAAAUUCGUAUAAUCAUAAUUUCAAAGGUUUAUACUGCUCUUGUGGUCAGCCCUAUCCUGAUCCAGAUGCUGAGGCACAAGAAGAGAUGAUACAGUGCAUUAUGUGCGAAGACUGGUUCCAUGAGGAGCAUCUUUGUCUAGAGUCCUCCAAUGAGAUUCCGAGGGAUGAGGAAGGAGAGCCUCUGUAUGAGGAUUUUAUAUGCAAGACAUGCUCGACAGUUUGUUCUUUUCUGACACUAUAUCCUCAGACAAUUUGGGCAGCUGGGAGGCAGAAAGGUGAUGCCACUGCUAGUAAUGCUAAGGAUAAGGAUGUGUUGGAAGACGUCCCUUCAGCUUGUGGUUCUGGGAAGCUGGAGAAUGAUAUUUGUGCUGAUCAUUCUUCUGAAAAGGAUAAUACAACAGCUAAUGCUAAUUGUCAAUCUGUGGCUGCUGGAAAUGCAUCUGUUGUUGGAGAAAGUUCUGGGAAGAAUAGUGGGUCAAACGAAUCAAACCAAUGCAUAAAAGAUACCCAUCUUCAUAAUAUGUGUGUUCUUGGAAUUGAUGUGGAAGUUACUUCACCUGUUUCAGAAGGAAAACCAUUGUUUCUUUCGAAAAACUGGAGGGACAUCCUGUGCAGAUGUGAAAAAUGCUUGGAUAUGUACAACCAGAAGCAAAUAAGUUAUCUUCUUGACAGGGAGGACACAAUUGCUGAGUAUGAGAAAAUGGCGAAGCAGAAGAGGGAAGAAAAAUUGCAGCAACAGGAGGGUGCUGAGUUGAGCUUCUUGGAUAAACUUGGUCAUGUAGAGAAGGUGGAGAUUCUGAAUGGUAUUGCAGACUUUAAGGAUGAGUUCCGUUCCUUUUUGGAGUCAUUUGAUACAUCAAAGACAAUCACAUCUUCUGAUGUCCACCAGAUUUUUGAAAAUCUUGCAAAGAAGCGCCGGCGAAUGCAGUGA
Messenger RNA from Dovyalis caffra, 1278 nucleotides. NCBI's taxonomy places the organism in Eukaryota, Viridiplantae, Streptophyta, Magnoliopsida, Malpighiales, Salicaceae. The record is from the annotation of a GenBank genome assembly.